CUGGCCUUUGGCAGUGCCUGCGGCUGAGGCUUCUGAGCUGCGACAGAUAGCCGGGAGCGUUCUCGGGUAGCCGGGAGCGACUUUUUCCACGCCUCAUUCUGCUUGAGACCCAGUCGGUGGUUGCGCCACGGGCUCCCCAGCCGCGAGGCCUGGCUGCCGCUGGGGAGACAGAGACCCGACUGGACACGCGCGACCGGAGUUCCCAGGGCCAGACCCGGGGUCUGACGGCAGAAGCAGGAGGGAAGAGUCCUGCCUGGAGCGGGCACCGCAGGCCCGCAGAGCGCGACUGGGGCUCAGAGGACUGCUGGGAGGCGGUGGCGCGAGGUGGCGUCCAAAUGCUGGAGGAAGGAGAGCCGCCUUCCCCAGACCCUGGCCUUCCACCCGAGGAAACCACGGGACAUGAAGGCAUGGCAGCUGGUCUCCUCUCAGCUGGGACCCACGGAUCCAUGCCCUUCAGCAGUGUGACUGUAGCUUUUACCCAGGAUGGGUGGAGGCACUUGAUCCCUGCUCCUAGGGACAGGUUCAAGGAGGGGAUCCCAGAAAACACCAGGAACUUGGUCCUGCUGGGACUUCCAGUUUCCCAGCCUGGCAUGAACUCCCAGUUGGAACAAAGGGAAGAAGGCCCAUGGAUGCUGGAGGGAGGAGGCUUGAGGAGCACCUGUCCUGACUGGAAGAUUAUGUCUGAAUCACCACCCGAGCAAGACAUUUCUGAAAAUUCAUUCCAAGACACAAGUAGAGAGAUGCCCCCUGGGGAGUCAGACCCCAGGAACAGUGAACUGGGGAAGAGCUGCAACCUGAGACCAGUCCUUUCUCCACAACAGAGGGUUCCUACAGAAGUGAGGCCCCGGAAAUGGGAAGCACAUACGAAGAGCUUCAGGAAGAAUUCAGAUAGAAUGAAGCCUCACAGAGCCAAGCCAUAUACGUGCAGCGAAUGCGGCAAAGCCUUCAGUUACUGCUCUUCCCUGUCUCAGCACCAGAAGAGUCACACCGGGGAGAAACCCUAUGAGUGUAAUGAGUGUGGGAAGGCUUUCAGCCAGAGCUCAUCUCUCAUUCAGCACCAGAGGAUUCACACCGGGGAGAAGCCUUACAAAUGCAACCAAUGUGGAAGGGCCUUCAGCCAGAAUGCCAACCUCACAAAACACCAGCGAACCCACACUGGAGAAAAGCCCUACAGAUGCAGCGCGUGCGAGAAGGCCUUCAGUGACUGCUCAGCCCUCGUCCAGCAUCAGAGAAUCCACACGGGAGAGAAGCCCUACGAGUGCAGCGACUGCGGAAAGGCCUUCCGCCACAGUGCGAACCUCACCAACCACCAGAGGACGCACACAGGGGAGAAGCCGUACGAGUGCAGGGAGUGCGGGAAGGCCUUCAGUUACUGUGCCGCGUUCAUUCAGCAUCAGAGAAUCCACACGGGGGAGAAACCCUACAAGUGUGGCGCGUGCGGGAAGGCCUUCAGCCAGAGUGCAAACCUCACAAACCACCAGAGGACUCACACGGGAGAGAAACCCUACAAGUGCAGCGAGUGUGGGAAGGCCUUCAGCCAAAGUACAAACCUCAUAAUCCACCAGAAGACCCACACCGGGGAGAAGCCCUAUAAAUGUAACGAGUGUGGGAAGUUUUUCAGCGAGAGCUCAGCCCUUAUUCGACAUCACAUCAUUCACACAGGAGAAAAACCCUAUGAGUGCAAUGAGUGUGGGAAGGCGUUUAACCAGAGCUCCUCCCUAAGUCAGCAUCAGAGAAUUCACACUGGUGUGAAACCCUAUGAAUGUGCUGAGUGCGGAAAGGCCUUCCGGUGUAGUUCAGCUUUCAUUAGACACCAGAGACUCCAUGCUGGGGAGUGAGCAGAAAGUGGGUGGGGACCCGACAGGCAUAGCAGGUAGCUUGAAAACCUCUGGAGACGAGGACUUCCAUAGCCUGUAGCUCAGAGCCACAUGCAAAAGCACCUUUAAUAAAUAGUCCCUAUUUUAUAGGUUGUA
Messenger RNA from Hyaena hyaena (striped hyena), 1973 nucleotides. It is a transcript of the gene ZNF79, whose product is annotated as zinc finger protein 79. Gene Ontology annotation, cellular component: nucleus. The record is from RefSeq and is a predicted model, not a curated record. Gene Ontology annotation, biological process: regulation of transcription by RNA polymerase II. The coding region runs from base 336 to 1838 and encodes 500 amino acids. Gene Ontology annotation, molecular function: RNA polymerase II cis-regulatory region sequence-specific DNA binding; DNA-binding transcription activator activity, RNA polymerase II-specific. The transcript is spliced from 5 exons. Lineage: Eukaryota; Metazoa; Chordata; Mammalia; Carnivora; Hyaenidae.